CAUUAGCUCCCCCUGCAGGUGGACGAGGAGCAGCAGCGGCGCGCAUACGUAACCUGCAUGUGUUUGUGUGUGGGGUGGAGGAGAGGAGAGGAGAAACGAGACUCAAACUCUGAGAAAGCGCCACAUAGAAACACCAGCGCAGGAUCAGCAAGAUCUUCCUAUGAAGUCAAGCUGUGGCUGGUUGGGGGAAAGCAGUGCACUCAGCAGUCAUUUAGAUUUCUGCAUCACUUGAAGGCCACAGCAGCUGAUGAUGAAGCGAAGCCGUGUCCCAAGCACCAGUGAGGACUCGGAUAAUGGAAGUAACUCCACAUCCUGCUCUCAGCAUUCCAACUCAAAGCACAGGAAACAGAAUGGAAAAAGACCCUCAGAGGUGUUCAGGACAGACCUGAUCACUGCUAUGAAGCUGCAUGAUUCAUACCAGCUGAAUUCAGAGGAUUAUUAUGAGCUGGCAGAUCCCUGGCGGCAGGAGUGGGAGAAAGGGGUUCAAGUCCCUGUUAGUCCCAACUCCAUACCGCAGUGUAUAGUGCGCACUGUAGCUGAGAAAUCCCCAGCUCCUCUGUUCAUCAGGCCGAAGAAGCUGAUUCGCUCAUCUGAGUCAUCGAUGCUGGGAUACGUGGGUAUUCAGACGCUGGCUGAUGGCAUGUGUCGUUAUGACCUGAAUGAGGAGGACGUCGCUUGGCUGCAGAUUGCUAACGAGGAAUUCAGUAAGAUGGGCAUGCAACUCCUGGAUGAGCUGACAAUGGAGCGGGUCAUGGAGGAGUUUGAGCACCGUUGCUAUGACAACAUGAGCCACGCCAUGGAAACGGAGGAGGGGCUUGGCAUAGAGUACGAUGAAGACGUGGUGUGUGACGUCUGUCAGUCCCCUGACGGCGAGGAUGGCAAUGAAAUGGUGUUCUGUGACAAGUGCAACAUCUGUGUGCAUCAGGCGUGUUACGGUAUACUGAAGGUUCCCGAGGGCAGCUGGCUUUGUCGUACCUGCGCACUGGGCAUCUUUCCAAAAUGUCAUCUGUGUCCUAAAACAGGAGGGGCCAUGAAACCCACUCGCAGUGGCACCAAGUGGGUUCACGUCAGCUGUGCCCUCUGGAUACCAGAAGUAAGCAUUGGUAACCCUGAGAAGAUGGAGCCUAUCACUAAUGUGUCCCAUAUACCCAGCAACAGAUGGGCUCUAAUAUGCUGCCUGUGUAAAGAGAAAACAGGAGCUUGUAUUCAGUGUUCUGCCAAAAGUUGCCGUGUGGCAUUCCAUGUGACCUGCGGUCUGCAGUGUGGGUUGAAGAUGAACACAAUCCUCACAGAAGCAGAUGAAGUCAAGUUUAAGUCUUUUUGUCCCAAGCACUCAGGAAUGGACUGGAAUGAGGAAGAGGGAGAUGAUGACAGGCCAGUGAAGGUCCAGACCAGCGAAGAGAGAGGGAGAAAUAGAGGAGUGAACAUCUCAUCCUCUUCACAGCCCAGGCUAGCACAAAACCCAGAAGAAACCAGUCUCAGUGAGCGUAAACUUCGAGUUCAGCAGUUGGAGGACGAGUUCUAUCGCUUUGUCGCCGCUGAUGAAGUCGCAGAGCACCUGCAGUUGCCCCUGGAAACUGUGGACUUCCUGUUCCAAUACUGGAAAUUGAAAAGGAAGGUGAACUUUAACCAGCCACUCAUCAUGCCGAAGAAAGAGGAGGAAGAAAGCCUUGCCCGUCGGGAACAGGAAGUGCUUUUGCGACGACUCCGCCUCUUCACGCAUUUACGACAGGAUCUAGAGAGGGUGCGUAAUUUGACAUACAUGGUCAGUCGCCGGGAAAGAAUUAAACGAACCUUGUGCCGAGUUCAAGAGCAGAUCUUUCAUCACCACAUCCGGCUGCUCGAGCAGGGACGUGCCACUGGUAUAUCUUCUACUAGACGUUUGGAGGAGGCUAUGUUUUACUUUCGGACAGCACCUCCUGUACCUGCAUCCCCUCAGCCUUUGAAGGGUCACUGUGGCCACAACAGCGCCCUGGGCACCACUAUUCAAAAUCACGAGAAUGGGAGCAACACCUAUAGAGUCUCAAAGCAUAUCGAAGCAGACAAGCCUGCAAAGAUGCCCAGAUUGGAAAGCCUGGUCAUGGACAAUGUUCCCAGUACUGAGGUGGUUGAUUCAGGCUCUGCAGGUUGUAAGACGGCAGCUUCAGCUAUGGUGACACGUUCAGAGGGCAGACUGAGGGGCUGUGAAUCUCAUAGAAGAGAUGAGGAGAGCGAGCGCCCCCUGGAGGACAGGAGGAGGAGGAGCAAGCUGUUGGAACAGGUGUCUAUAAAAGACAAACUGAGACAGUCGAAGUCUAUGGAGGACGCGGUGAAGAAUGAGACUGAUCAUGACAACUUGGAUGACAGAUUACUGCUGUCUCACAGCAGAACCACUGCUAGUUCUGUAGUCACUGCUUCGACCACUUAUAAUGUAUCACCGAGGAAGACCAACUCAAGCCAUCAUCAAGAAAAAAUUGUGCCAAAUGGAACAACUAGGCGGAAUCUGAAAAACUGGGGCAGUUUCAGAAUUCCUAAACGGAGUGAAAGAACGUCAUCGGGGAAAGAUGGACAGGACAGAAAUGACAUGGACCAAAAUUCUUCCUUAAUUUUUAAUACAAGUCCCACCGCCACAACCUCCCCUCAAAUUAGGACCCGGCUGCGGACAGGAAGUGAGAACCGAAGCCAUCUGGAAGAGUCUGAUCUAGGCCAAUCAGAACAGGGUAAGAGGUGUCAUGCUCAAAGACUUCGAAGCCCGAUGACUAGACGUUACGGUUCAGAUGUGAUCCAACGUGGAGUUCUUGCAUCAUGAAGUGUCUAAAUAUAUUAUAUUUCUCAUUUUCAUUUGCUCUUCAAUGAAAGGUGAACAGGUGGAAUAUUUAUUUUUCUAUUCUGUAAUUUCUGCUGUUGCUGAAACAAUUUUUUUGAGUGUAUGUCAAAAACAUACGCAGAGAGGUGUCAAAGACCAAACGAUUGGCUGAUGACGAAGAAAAAAAGUCUUCUUAAUGAAUGAAACUUAAAAUCAGGUUAAAUUAACUGGCACAAUUUUUAGAUGAGUUAUUAGCAUUUAUAACAUAUGUUACCAGCGUGAAACAAAGCCAGUACAGCCCAACUGUCUUAAGUUCCACAGAAUUACUGCACUUAACUGUUUGAAAGAAUAUCAUAUCUGACCACAACUCUUACCAGUGUCCAGAAUUUGGUUUUAUUCACCCAAAAAUAAAAACUUGAUGUUUAUCUAUAUGUGAAUUUGUUUCUUCAGUAGAACACCAACAAACAUUUUUAACUCUGACUCUUUCAGUCUGUCAAUCAUAUAAUGGAUGUGAAUGGGAAUCAUGGCUUUGAGAGUCAAAAAAACACAAACAAAACGCUGCAGCUCUUGACGAUACAUGGAUGUGUAAAGACAAGAAAAAAAUUGGUCUGUGCAAAAAAACCAAAUGGUAUUUAUAUCGUUUUUACCUCUGAUUCACCGCAAUGUAUGAACUGUCCUGAUCUCAGACUUAUAAGUGCAUUACCACCACCUAUCUCUCGAAUGCACCAUUGACACUAUCUACAGUCUCAGUUGGGAGUGUCAGUGGUCCACCUGAGAGAUAGGUGGUGGUAAUGCACUUAUAAAUUCAGCGAUCCACCGUAAUGCAAGAAGACGUGUCACGCAGGCUGUUGAGAACCACUCGGGACAGUUCAGACAUUGUGCUGAAAAAGGUAAAAAAAUAUAUAUAAAUACUUUUCAGUUUCUUGCACAGACCAAUCGUUUAAUGUCUUUACACAUCAAUGUAUCGUCACAAGCUGCAGGGUUUAAUUUGGUUUUGUUUGUGUAUGUUUUUAUGACUCUCAAAGCUGUGAUUCCCAUUCACUUAGAUUAUAUGACUGACAGACUGCAACGGUUCGAGUUAAAUAUCUUUAUUUGUGUUUUACUGAAAAACAAAGUCACAUACAUCUUGGAUGCCCUGGGGGUAAGCAGAUAAAGAUCAAAUUUUCAUUUUUGGGUGAACUGUACCUUUAAGACUUUUAAAUUGAUUUCUCAGUAUUCUGCUAACUUAAAUGGCCAUCAUGUUGUGUGUAUGUGACUCGUGCCAUACUUAAGUUGUGGCACCUUUUCCUUCUCAGGUAAAAUCUUAUAUUUGUACGUAAUUUAUAGUAUUAUUUCUUGUUUUUCUUUCAAACAACCUUAGGGUGUAACAGGUUAAUGGCCUUAAAUGUACUCUCUUUGGUCUCGAAGUAAUUCCUUUCCAGAAAAAUACAAACAAAAAAAUGAUUAACUCUUCACUUAACCAUAAUCUUCAGCAAUAGAUGGACUCUGUAGAUGCAGACAGACAAAUCCACACUCAGUAUGAUGACAUUAUGACACAUAUAGUGAACGCCAUUCGCAGUUCUGUUCAGGAAGGCUUUUAACAAUCAUUUACUUCCAGUAUCCAUUACUUUGAAUUCAUGUUUGCACUUGAUAUUAAACAACACAAGACACUAUUAUAGUUCUGAUGAAGACACUGUUGCAAUGAAAGGACUGAUCUUCUUGACAUGGUUGCCUUGGAGUAGUACUCAGUGUGUUCUUGCAUUUUUCCUUUAUAGCUGUAAAUGUAUAUUCUCAUGCAAAAUGUGAGUUGAUCUCCUUAAGAAAAAGUGAAUCUUGUGCCUGAGUGUUUUCGUUGAGAUGUUGCACUAGAACAUUAGCCAGAAAGCUUGGUAUAACUGUUCACAGAAAUGUUUCUUUUUCUUUUAUUCUUACGCAAUACUUUAGUUUUGUUGCAGAUUGUGAAUAAAUUUUCUUGAGGUUA
Messenger RNA from Carassius gibelio (silver crucian carp), 4745 nucleotides. Its product is annotated as protein Jade-1. Gene Ontology annotation, cellular component: histone acetyltransferase complex. The record is from RefSeq and is a predicted model, not a curated record. Gene Ontology annotation, biological process: regulation of transcription by RNA polymerase II. NCBI's taxonomy places the organism in Eukaryota, Metazoa, Chordata, Actinopteri, Cypriniformes, Cyprinidae. The transcript is spliced from 11 exons. Bases 248 to 2788 code for a protein of 846 amino acids.